AUGGCCACUUACCUUCCAUACCAUGAACCCGGAAUCGUUCGAAUUUUGAUCUUGAGCUCAUUUAUUCUUCUUCUCAAUGUGGUGAACUACGUCCUUGAUAAAUACUUGUAUUGUGGACUCGUGGGCCAGAUUUUACUAGGAAUAGCUUGGGGAACUCCUGGUGGAAAAUGGAUCGAUGAAAGUACCGAAAAGGUUUUUCUCGACCUUGGAUAUUUGGGGCUUAUUUUGAUUGUUUACGAAGGGGGCCUUUUAAGCUCUAUGGAAAUUUUGAUGAAAAAUAUUCAUCUUUCACUAAUCAUUGCUUUAACCGGAAUAACCGCACCAAUAGCAAUUAGUUUUUCAAUUUUGGGUUAUUCCAAUGCUACUCCGGUGGCGGCUUUUGCAGCUGGAGCUGCUCUUUGCUCUACUAGUUUGGGAACGGCUUUCACAAUCAUGUCGACAUCUAAACUUGUGCUUUCAAAAGUUGGAGUUCUCUUAACUUCAGCCGCCAUGAUCGAUGAUAUUGCUGGUCUUGUGAUGCUCCAGGUGAUCUCCAAUUUGGGCGACGGGUCUUUUACGGCGGUUUCUGUGAUUAGACCUGUUUUUGUUUCCAUUGGACUAAUUGUGAUCACAGCAUUAGUGUGCUGGCUAAUUGUUCGUCCAGCGACUCGUUAUGCUAUUUUAAACCAGUGGAAAUUUCCCAAAAGUGCCCCGGUUUACUUCGUAUGCCAUACCCUUCUUCUUUUCGGCAUUGUCACCGGCGCAACGUAUGCUGGGGCCUCGCUGUUGACGGCUGCCUAUGUCACAGGUGCUGCCAUUUCCUGGUGGGAUAAACUAGAAUUUGAACAGGAAGAAGACAUAGAAAUGUCCGAGGCCAAUCUGCAAUGGACCCAGCAAACCCUGGGCGAAGUAACACCCACUCAAAAUGCUCAGUCAACUACCACCGGCUAUGAUCAGUAUUCUAACGAUGGUUCGUUUUCGCCUUCCUCCCAAACUUCUACGGAACCCAGUACCGGGGCCAGCGAAGACAGCAUCGAAGUGACGGAGGAUGUAGCUUCUACUGUCCACCAACCUCAUGUUACGGGGCUCGAGGUUUUUGAGAAAUUCUACUCCCAACCUUUAGGCCGCAUUUUACGCCCAAUUUUUUUUGCAACCGUGGGGUUUUCAAUUCCCAUUACACAGAUGUUCACUGGUCGUCUCCUCUGGAGAGGUUUGGUGUAUUCCGUUCUUAUGGCAAUUUCCAAAUUGGUAUGCUGCUUGUGGCUCCUCCGAGUCAAAUCGCGAAGCAAGACAAAUAAUUACGCAGUUCCUUUAUUGGGACUUUCCAUGGUUCCACGAGGUGAGAUUGGAUUUUUGGUUGCGUCACUUGCCGAGUCUAAAGGUGUAUUUGGGAAUCCUUUGAGUCCUGGUGGUAGUUCUGAAGUAUACGUAAUAGUGGUUUGGGCGGUGGUUCUUUGCACUAUGGUAGCGCCAAUUUGCAUUGGGUUGCUCGUGAGGAAAAUCAAGCUGGUGGAUGCCGAUGGGGGCAGCAGUUUAGGAGUUUGGGGGUUUACCUGA
This is a messenger RNA of Meyerozyma guilliermondii ATCC 6260, 1536 nucleotides long. Its product is annotated as cation:proton antiporter. The transcript has a single exon. Gene Ontology annotation, molecular function: antiporter activity. NCBI's taxonomy places the organism in Eukaryota, Fungi, Ascomycota, Pichiomycetes, Serinales, Debaryomycetaceae. The record is from RefSeq and is a predicted model, not a curated record. Bases 1 to 1536 code for a protein of 511 amino acids. Gene Ontology annotation, cellular component: membrane. Gene Ontology annotation, biological process: proton transmembrane transport.